AUGGAAGCCUUAGAAGCGAGUGCCACUGCUGGUACACGAAAGGUGUGGUGUGUGGAGACCUGUCAUCAGCUUGUCGUCCUGAUCUUCGGGAUGCCAGUCCUGGAGGACACACUUUGCUACUCGAACAUUAGAUCAGAUGUACAUGAAGGGAAUGAAGAUGAAAGAGAAGCGUUGGUACAAGAACAGAGGUACUGUCGAACUCGGGCUCGCAAGCUUUCCCUGGAAACAAAUCGCAGACGAAAGGCUCUAGAGGAGAGAAGGAAACAGUGGGAUGUUCAGGAGCAGAGACUGAGGGAGAAUAUUCUACAGCAGCGCCAUCAGAGGGUCCAGGAUGCCACAGAGAACUUCCAAAGAGCUCAUCUCCCUCCUUCCCAGAGAAAAAGACCAGCAGCCUUUAAGAGAAGAACACUCAACCUUGAUGAAGCACUUCAUCACAUUCAGGGCAGUCCGCACUUAUACACUCAACAAUCUCCAUUUUUGGCAGGUGGCUCCACCAUUAGCAGGAGCUGCACUCCCUCCCCAAUGCCUUCAGGGGGCGCCCGUCACCUAUGUGCCUUAUCUGCAGCUGAGGCCUACGCCAAUCUCCUGCAGGAGAAGAGCCUGAGUAACUUCAAGAACAACCAGCUGCUCUUCCUCAGUGAGCAACAGGAGACCCAGGCUGUUCUGAAAGAAAAAGAGCAGGCCGAUCUACAGGAGUAUCUUGAUACCCCACAUAGCGACACAGAGAGUCUGUCUAGUCUGGACAGCUUAGAGAACAGAGACACUCAGAAGACCCAUGACACUACACCGGUUUGUUGCUCCCACCAGGGCACCACCUGUACCCAGUCUUUCUACCUCCCCGUGGAUCCCCCUAAGCUCCAAGAUCCCAAAAAUACUCCAGCACUAUUCAGACAGUCCAACAACCCAUGUUCACCAUCUCACCCCUCCACUUCUGUAGCAAAGAGCUUCCUGGAGGAGUUCUUAAAUCAGGAAAGCAAACUCAGUCUCAACUCACCCUCACCAAAGGAUCGUGAGUCAACAGAAGAAAACAGGAGUCUCCGGAAUUGCACGCAAGGAAGAUUUGAUAAUUCAAAAGACCAAUUGCAGACUUUCAACACCCAUAGUUGCCAAAAAGAGCUGACUCAGCAGGACUUAGCAGCUAAUUCAGAACAUAUGACUCAUGAUAAUGACAGAAACGCUCAAGGGAACAUUUUGAAAGACAAAGGAUCUGUGGUUGCCCACUGCAAAACACAAACCGUGCCAGAUACCACACCCCUGGAAUUCUCAAGUCUGACUAAAGACUUCAAGUCAGAAUCCAAGCAGCAGACAAGAACCCUGGAGGAGAAAUAUGCUAAACAUUUCUCAGAAACACAGACGGCUCUUCCAGCCAGCAGAUGCAAACACAGCAACAGUUCUUUCGAAGCCUUUUCGUGCUCCUCUGCCGUAACAUAUCGGACUGACAUGAGUUCCUCAAACAUACAACCAAUAGAAGAAUUGAGUUCUUCACAGUCACAUAAACGCAAACCAGAUGUAUAUGUUGCCACAGGGCUCAAGAUAGAAUCCAAACCGCUGAGCAUGGAGGAGAGUAUAAGCAUAGAUCCUAAAAAUGAAACGGAUGUCACCAAAUUGGCAAAAGCUGGAAUGCUGAAUUCUUCUAAAAGCAUGGAGGAACCAAACAGAACAUCUGCAGACCCCGUGACCCAUUCUGCCCCUAACAACAAUGUCAGAUUCCUGAAAGGGAUCCUUAAAAACCAUUUAAAAUCCAAAUCAGGCAAUGUCAAAUUCACUUACACUCCUGGCCAUUUGCUUUUCACCAAAGAAGUGGCCAUAUUAAUCCGGGACAGCGUAGAGCUGGCCAGGACAAAACUCAAUGAGCCAGAGCAGAAUAGGACGGUUAAGAAGAAACUACGCUGGUUUGAUGAGGUAGAUGGAGUUGAGGGGGUGGACCGAGUGUUUAGAGACCCCAGCAGGCAUACUAACUUGCCUCAACAAACCCAUAAACAGCUCUCGGCAGAUCACUCGGACCAUGUGAAUUUACUUACAGCUUUAUCAAAGAACAUCUCCAAUAAGACCUCUGCUGUCCCCGCUGGGCCCCAAUCCACUAGACAGGCCUGGGCAGAUGUAGGGCCCCAAGAAAGCCGUACACGGGAGCCCACCUCUCAAAGAAGAGCCCUCUGCACUGGUUUUCUUGCUCACAAUGGCCCGUUGUCUUCUUCGCCUCAAGUCUGUGCCAGUCUGUCCCAUGUCACUAUCAAUGGUGAUAGUCUGAUCAGUGGUGUCAAAGGAGCCUCAAAAAUGGGUGGAUUUUUCUUGUCUUCCUCUAACAUGAGAAGUCCAAUAAGGAGACAGGCUAUGGAGAGUAAUAUGGUGAAGAGCCGAGUUUCAGUGGAAAACAGCAGGAACCAAACGGCAGGAACAACACAGAGAAAGCCUAGUUUUCCUUAUCAGGUCACUGAGCCAAAACCUCAAUACCCAAAUAAAAAUGGUCAUGCAGCUGACAGUGAAGGCCCAGAGGUGUCAGACGGUGCUCAUGAAGUAGAGGACUGUGCUCCAACCCAUAAGAUCUGCAACGGUCCGAUUGGUCCAUUGAGCCAGAGAAUACAGUCGCUCAGUGUCAGCGCUCUGUCACUAGAGGAGCAGAAGAUCCUGCAGUCACUCGAGAGACUUAAUCAACGCCUGCAAUAUGUGCAAGAUACAGCUGGUGGCAACCCAGCAGUGAGGGGCAUCUUUACUUUGGGUCCUGCAUUUAACCAGACCGGUGAGACUGUAGGUGUCACCGUGCGUAGGCGAGGAGCCUCUGCUGAUAAUCGCACCCGAACUCAACAGCGUUACUGACUACACCUCCCAUGAUCCACCACUCCCUCAAGCACCUUCUCUCAGCUGCACUUUGCAAGCCUUUAAACUUUACGAUUAUAUGCUGUAUUUUGCUGAGACAUACUCAGAUACUUUAUCUGAGUGGUAUUUAAUUGUUUUUUAAAGGCAUAGUUCACCCAAAAAUGAACAUUUGCAGAAAAUUUACUCACCC
Molecule: messenger RNA, 3004 nt
Organism: Sinocyclocheilus rhinocerous
Lineage: Eukaryota; Metazoa; Chordata; Actinopteri; Cypriniformes; Cyprinidae
Product: centrosomal protein of 126 kDa-like
Exons: 13
Coding region: 1-2814 (937 amino acids)
Biological process (GO): non-motile cilium assembly; cytoplasmic microtubule organization; mitotic spindle organization
Cellular component (GO): centrosome; ciliary base; midbody
Source: RefSeq, a predicted model, not a curated record